This is a messenger RNA of Aspergillus tanneri, 444 nucleotides long. RefSeq lists its product as uncharacterized. Lineage: Eukaryota; Fungi; Ascomycota; Eurotiomycetes; Eurotiales; Aspergillaceae. The record is from RefSeq and is a predicted model, not a curated record. Bases 1 to 444 code for a protein of 147 amino acids. The transcript is spliced from 2 exons.
AUGUCAUUCCUGACCGAGAAAUUUCCGGAGAGGGGUGCAUUGGCUGAUAUGACCCAGGCUUGUAAUUACAACACAAUGGCUCCAACAGAGGAACUUGAACCCUCUGAUAUCCUGAGAGGGUUUGAGUUGGUGAGAAACACCGUGAUCCGAAGGCCUUUCAGGACUGAGCUGCUCCUACCAAAGCUGCCGGUCUUCAGAUUAUCCAAGGAACGAACGAUAGUUACUGCUACCUUGCCCGAAACUACUAUCGACUCCUACAACUAUACAUACUAUCACGGCGACGAGGCGUAUCUGAGGCUAUAUAAAGGGUUGGCUUACACCGACGUGGUCACGGCUGGUGACCCUGCGAGUGGCUUGCCUUUACUGAUCCUGGAUUUGCGAAUCCCAUUCGUGACGAUGAGCUUGUCUGAGUUUUGCUCCGGUAGAGUGUCGCUGUCGCUUUAG